AGAAGAAAUUAGGGAUUAAAAGUUAGUUGAGAGGACUGUAUGGCAGUAGUUAAUCCUUGUCUUCAGAACGGCUGGGAUGAAUGGAGCCAUGAGGCUGAGGAGGAGAGGAGGAGAGAGGAGUGGACCGAAUGGACCGGAGAGGAGAUGAAUGAGAAGGACGAAGGAAAGGAAGAACAGGAGGAAGAGGAUAGGGAGGAUGAAGGUUGUUUGGAAGGGAAAGGGAGCAGAGAGGAGAAUGGAGGGAAGGUGAAGGACAAACUGAAAUCGGAGGAUGAGGAAAGAGAGGGAGAAAGCAACAGAGAAGAGAGGGUGGAGGACAAACAGGUGGAUGUGGAACAGGAAGAGGCGGAUGAACAGGAGAGAGAGAUUAGUGUGACGGAGGAGGAAGAAGAGGAGCAGGGGACGUCGAUGGAGACAGAAGAUGGAGAAGUUUCAGACUUGGAUGGACAAAACAAUGAAGGUUUGGACCAGGUGGUUUCUGAAGAUGAGAGUUAUAAUUCUGAAGAAGAAAACACUGGAGAAGGAGCUCCAGAGGAACACUGUGGACAUGAUAUAGAAUUCAACUUAAUAAGGGUUGAAGAACGCCUCCAACAUACCUUGAGCUCCGAGGAGUUCAAAAACGAUGAGGAAGAAACAGUGUUAGAAUUGAGUUCAACGUGGGACGAUCAGGAAGAACUACCUGUAAAAGAUGAAGAGGAGGAGGAAGAAGAAGAGCAGGAAGAGGAGGAGGAGGAGGAGGAGGAAGAGGAGGAGGGGGAAGCAGAAGAUUUAUCACCUGAAUACAUGGAUUGUGAUGAAGAAGAUAUGGUGAAGAUUUACAGAGAGACUGAUUAUCCCACUGAUAUGUUUCACACUCUGACAGAGUUCAGGGACUCCGCCCUUCUUACUGAUCUGAUCUUGAGGACAGAGACUGGGAAGACCUUCCAUGUUCACUCUCUCGUCCUAUCAGCCGUCAGCUCCUUCAUUUCAGAAAGAAUGAGUCGAGCAAAUACAAAAAACAAUUUCAGAAGAGACAACGAUGAGAAGAACGGAAUCAACAAGUGGUCUUUGGAUUUUGGCCCAGAUGUGGACAACGUGGGGUUAGAGGCGAUCAUUGACUUCGCCUACUCUGGAUAUGUCCCCAACCUGGACAUGGACACGAUAGAACAGAUCAAACGUGCAGCACAAACCCUGCGUGUUCCCAGGCUGAUGGAUCUCUGUAACAAGCAAGAGUCCGCACGCAGCGGAGGAACGAAGGAGACAGAGGAGGAGAUCUCUGCCUUAGAACAAAUGAUGAUCAGCCUCCGGUCCAUGAGACAGCUGUGGGAGGACAGAGUUGGCUGUGAUGUUGCUUUGGAAGGUAUCGGAGAUUCCCUUCAUGUCCACAGAGUUGUCCUGGCUGCAAGUAGUGACUACUUCCGUGGCAUGUUCACUCUGGGUAUGAAGGAGUCCCAUCAGUCUCACGUGACGCUUCCCUUUCUGAUGUCUUCAGAGCUGGAGGCUCUGAUCAGCUGCUCCUACAGUGGCCUACUGCCUCUUAGCUGGAGAAGUAUCUUUGAGCUCACCUGCACUGUGCUCCAACUCCAGUAUCGACCGGGCCUCUCCUUGUGCCUCAGAUUCCUGCAGGAAGAAAUGAACCCCGAAUUUUGCCUGGAUGUGGCGUCCUUUGCUGAGGCUUAUGAGAUGGCGCAGCUUUUGGAAAUUGCAGAGGAUUUUGUUCUGAGACAGUUUCAAAAGGUGGCGUGCACCUCAAAGUUCAAGGACCUGCCAGUAAGGCAACUCCUAAAGUACUUGAACAGUCACUCACUCUGUGUUCCGUCUGAGCUUGUCGUUUUCAAAGCAGUGGUGGCGUGGAUUCAGGCUAAACCCAAGAUGAGGCUCAAACUUGCCAGGAUAUUGAUGAAAACAGUCCACUUUCCCCUAAUGACAUUCAGGGAAUUCAAGGAGGUGAAGGCAAUAGAUUUAUGGGUGAAUCAAAGCUUGGAGGAACUCUACCAAGCCGUAUUUGAGGAAUUCUGCUCUAAUGAGAUAGAACCACAGAGCCAGUAUCGUAUCUACCUGCCAAAAGAAAGUCUGGUGUUGAUCGGAGGUGACCGGAUUUGCGAGGAUCUGGGAACACGCUGCAUCAGCAGAGAACUCUGGUUUGGGAACUCCCUGCUGAGCCACACCGGGAUCAGGAAGACUAUGGAGUGGAGGAAACUAGGAGAAAUGCCUGAACCAGCAAGGUUCAGUCACGAGGUGGCAGUAAUGAGAGGUCAACUGUAUGUUUUUGGCGGCAAGAAGUUUUAUGGUCUUGGUGACACUCUGAAUUCUGUUUUGAGGUACGACCCCAUUGAAAACAUCUGGGAGAAUCUGGCUGAUAUGCAGGAGAGGAGGUGCUUUUUCUCUGUGCUUGUACUGGAUGGACAGAUUUACGCUAUUGGUGGCCACUGCGACCCAGAGUACAUCGAUAGUGUGGAGCGCUACUGCCCCACAGCAAACUCCUGGAGCUUCACCAAGCCUUUGGAGCUCCCUCUGAGUGGACACGUGGCGAAGGUCGUGCACGGCCAGAUCUUCAUCUCAGGAGGACGUAACAGCGACUACACUUGCCUUGCGUCCAUGUCUCGGUAUCACCCAGACACAGGAAGCACACACCUCAGUAACAUGAGACAACCACGAACCAACCACUGCAUGGAGGCGCUACAUGAUCGCCUUUACGUAGCAGGUGGAAUCACAGUGGAUCAAACCAUGACCGGUGUGGACCUGCUCACCUGUGAAAUGUACAGUCCACAGACGGACACCUGGACAUCCUUCAUGUCUCUGUCAGUUCCACAUGUCGGAGCAGGAAGUGCAGUUUUAGAGGGAAAGUUUUACGUUCUCGGUGGAUACAGCCAGGAGGACUACAGCGAUACGAAAACAGUUCACCGAUAUGACCCCACAUUAGCGCAAUGGGAGAACAUGGGUCGAAUGCCCGGACCCAACAACGACAUACGAGCGUCACUGCUGUGUUUGCCACAACAUUUUCGUAAAUAAAGCAUGACCGCUCUUUAUAAACGUAUCUGGUGAAUGACACUGAUAAUUCACCUGGAUGAAGGUUUUACAUACAAGAAAUGUUAGACAAUUAUUCAAAUAAUAGUUAAAUGUUAUUGCCCAUUUUGAACACAAGAUGGUGACAUU
Molecule: messenger RNA, 3135 nt
Organism: Cynoglossus semilaevis (tongue sole)
Lineage: Eukaryota; Metazoa; Chordata; Actinopteri; Pleuronectiformes; Cynoglossidae
Product: kelch-like protein 33
Exons: 4
Coding region: 40-2991 (983 amino acids)
Molecular function (GO): protein binding
Source: RefSeq, a predicted model, not a curated record